AAAACGGUGUAAACAAUAGUAGUUACUUCCGCAUAAAAUAAAAAUGGCAACUGAAUUCACGGAAAAAAGUGUCAGAGAAUUUCUAAUUGCUAAUGGGGGACGAGUUAAAAAUACAGAUUUGGUUACACACUUUAAAAAGUUCCUCAAUGACCCUGCUAGAAGAGAUGAGAUGAGGGAAAAGUUCAAGAAUUUUGUCAAUACACUGGCAACAAUAAAGAUGGAUGACAAUAAAGAGAAGAUACUGAUGUUAAAGAAGAAAUACAGAGAAGAUGGCGGGGGUGGUAAAUUUGAUACCAGGGCACAAUCAGAACCUCCGUCUGGCCCAGUAACUACCCAAGAUCGACCUGAUGGUGCAGCGCCCUCUCGUGUGAAGAGUGACGGUAAUUUAUCAGCUACUGAUCAACGCCUGUCCUCACCCACGUUAUCUAAUGAUACAGGAAGUCUUGGGUCAAGCCAAUCAACAUCUUCUAUGCGAUCAUUGUCAUCAGUGGGUCAAGAAGAGGACAACAAUGCAUCUGUUUUAAGUGUGAAAGAGAGAGCUAAACAUUUGAACCGGAUAGAAUCGGAGUCUGAAAUACAAAAAGUCUCAUCCUCAAACCUUGGCGCUGUCCGUAAAAAAGAACAUAGGAAGGCUCGAGACCCUGAAAGUGAUGACUCCAGUUCUGAUAGUUACUCUCCUCUCAGUCCGGUAGAGAAAGAUUGGCUCGUGAAAUGUUCAGCUGCGGAAUAUCAUCUGAUGCAUGAGUUACUCUCUAAGAAUCCCCAUCUUGCCACUGUGAAAGAGUUUAAUUCUGUAAGAUAUUUUGGCUUAUUGUUAGUAAAUAUUUUCAUCCAUUUCGUUCCGAUGAUGAUAUUGAUGUUCAAAAAUGUUCCGAAAUAUGGGAAAGUAUGGGGAUUGGAGGCUUAGUUUGGGUAGGACAUC
Ruditapes philippinarum (Manila clam) is the source of this 922-nucleotide messenger RNA. RefSeq names its product ankyrin repeat domain-containing protein SOWAHC-like. The transcript is spliced from 7 exons. The record is from RefSeq and is a predicted model, not a curated record. Bases 44 to 907 code for a protein of 287 amino acids. NCBI's taxonomy places the organism in Eukaryota, Metazoa, Mollusca, Bivalvia, Venerida, Veneridae.